GAAAAUGGUUGCCUGUGUUCACCUACUGUGAAGACUUGGAAUCAGAAAACUACAGUUUCGGUUCUCCAAGUAUUUCAGGAUGUAAAUAUGGUCUGACCUUUCCCUGAUGGGCAGUGAAAUCAUGGACGCGCUACACAAUUUACUUUGGAUUGUCCUUCCAGAAGAUGCUUUGGCUUCUCCCUCGGGGAAUCACUAAGCAUUUGUAGCUGACAAGGAAACGAGGGAGAACUGAGAACUGGAAAGUUGUCUUACAAUGAGAAUUACGAGCACAUCUUGCAUCUGCCCAGUGCUGGUAUGUCUCUGUUUUGUGCAGCGGUGUCAUGGAACUGCUCACCAUAACUCCAUCAAGGGGACCAAAAACCAAACCAAACACAUCGAAGGGGAAACCGAAGUCCACCAUCGUCCCAAGAGGGGAUGGGUGUGGAAUCAGUUCUUUGUUUUAGAAGAACAUAUGGGACCAGAUCCCCAGUACGUUGGAAAGCUGCAUUCCAAUUCUGACAAAGGUGAUGGGUCGGUCAAGUACAUCCUUACUGGAGAAGGUGCUGGGACCAUUUUCAUUAUUGAUGAUACCACGGGUGACAUCCACUCCACAAAAAGUUUGGACAGAGAGCAGAAGACACACUACGUGCUUCACGCGCAAGCUAUUGACAGAAGGACAAACAAACCCCUGGAGCCUGAAUCUGAGUUCAUUAUCAAAGUGCAAGACAUCAAUGACAACGCUCCCAAGUUCACAGACGGCCCGUACAUUGUCACUGUGCCUGAGAUGUCAGAGAUGGGUACCUCUGUCAUACAGGUGACAGCUACUGAUGCAGACGACCCCACCUAUGGCAACAGUGCUCGAGUGGUUUACAGCAUCCUCCAGGGGCAGCCCUACUUCUCAGUGGAUCCCAAAACGGGAGUUAUUAGAACUGCCUUAAGCAACAUGGACAGAGAAGCCAGAGAACACUACUCAGUGGUCAUUCAGGCCAAGGACAUGGCUGGACAAGUGGGAGGACUUUCAGGAUCAACCACUGUCAACAUCACAUUGACCGAUGUCAAUGACAAUCCACCACGCUUUUCUCACAAGCAUUAUGAACUCUAUGUCCCUGAGUCAGCUCAAGUUGGCUCAGCAGUUGGGAAGAUCAAGGCGAAUGACGCUGAUACAGGUUCUAAUGCCGACAUGACAUAUUCCAUCGUAAAUGGUGAUGGUGUUGGGGUUUUCUCCAUCUCUACUGACAAAGAGACCAGAGAAGGAAUCCUUUCCUUAAAGAAGCCAUUGAACUAUGAAAAAAAGAAAUCAUAUACCCUCAACAUAGAAGGAGCAAACACACAUCUUGACUUUCGCUUUACGCACUUGGGCCCUUUUAGAGAUAACACCAUCCUGAAAGUCAUUGUUGGGGAUGUUGAUGAAGCCCCGUUGUUUUCCAUGCCUUCCUAUGUCAUGGAAGUCUAUGAAAAUGCCAAGAUCGGAACCACUGUUGGCACAGUUUUGGCACAAGAUCCUGACAGUGCUAAUAGCCUAGUAAGAUAUUCCAUCAAAUAUGAUACUGAGGAAGAAAGAUGUUUUAAUAUUGAUGCCAAUACUGGGACCAUUAAGACUACAAAAGUUCUUGACAGAGAAGAAACUCCAUGGUACAACAUCACAGUUGCUGCCUCAGAAAAUGACAAUCCUGGGUUGCUGAGCCAUGUCACAGUGGGUAUUAGAGUUUUGGAUGUCAAUGACAAUCCACCUGAACUUGCCAGGGAAUAUGAUAUUGUUGUCUGUGAAAAUGCUAAGCCUGGCCAGGUUAUUCAUACUAUCAGUGCCACUGAUAAGGAUGACUUUGCCAAUGGACCAAGGUUUAACUUCUUUCUUGACGAGCACCUGCCAGUGAACCCCAACUUCACACUUAAGGACAAUGAAGAUAACACAGCCAGCAUUCUGACCAGGAGGAGGAGAUUUAGUCGAACUGUUCAGGAUGUGUAUUAUCUGCCCAUUCUGAUCUCUGAUGGUGGAAUCCCCUCUCUCAGCAGCAGCAGCACCCUCACCAUCAGGGUUUGUGCAUGCGAGAGAGAUGGGCGUGUGCGGACCUGCCAUGCGGAAGCCUUCCUCUCCUCGGCUGGCUUGAGUACAGGAGCCUUAAUUGCUAUUCUUCUCUGUGUUGUCAUUCUCCUAGCUAUUGUAGUACUGUUCAUCACCCUGAGGCGUGGCAAAAAAGAGCCGCUCAUCAUUUCAGAGGAGGACGUGCGGGAGAAUGUGGUCACCUACGAUGACGAGGGAGGCGGGGAGGAGGACACGGAGGCCUUCGACAUCACAGCCUUGAGGAAUCCUUCUGCCGCGGAAGAGCUCAAGUACCGGCGGGACAUCCGCCCUGAAGUGAAGCUCACUCCCAGACAUCAGACACUGUCCACGCUGCAGAGUAUAGAUGUUCAGGAGUUCCUCACACAAAGACUGGCUGAAGCCGACCUGGACCCCAGCGUCCCUCCUUACGACUCUCUGCAGACUUACGCCUAUGAGGGUCAGAGAUCGGAGGCUGGGUCCAUUAGCUCGCUGGACUCAGCAACGACACAGUCGGACCAGGAUUAUCACUACCUUGGAGACUGGGGACCCGAGUUCAAAAAGUUGGCUGAACUCUAUGGAGAAAUAGAAUCUGAAAGAACAACUUAGGGGGUCCAUUCAGUCUGCUUCCUGAGCAAAUGGAAACACAGCCUCACCAACGACAAGGACGAAGCGUGGACACAGUACUUGAACCGAGCAAGGUGUACACAGCUCCUGUGAAAACAAGUGCCCUUUUUAUGAUCGAAACUGGGUUAUUUAAUUGGAAAAAAGUCAAAUCUAACAGAAGCAUACGAAGUAAAAGAUAUUGUUCCUUGUGUAUAUUUUCAAUUGCUCAAUAAAGUCU
This is a messenger RNA of Ochotona curzoniae (black-lipped pika), 2861 nucleotides long. RefSeq names its product cadherin 18 (gene CDH18). Gene Ontology annotation, molecular function: cadherin binding; calcium ion binding. Gene Ontology annotation, biological process: cell-cell junction assembly; homophilic cell-cell adhesion; adherens junction organization. Bases 254 to 2626 code for a protein of 790 amino acids. The record is from RefSeq and is a predicted model, not a curated record. Gene Ontology annotation, cellular component: catenin complex; adherens junction; plasma membrane. The transcript has 11 exons. NCBI's taxonomy places the organism in Eukaryota, Metazoa, Chordata, Mammalia, Lagomorpha, Ochotonidae.